Molecule: messenger RNA, 1524 nt
Organism: Soboliphyme baturini
Lineage: Eukaryota; Metazoa; Nematoda; Enoplea; Dioctophymatida; Soboliphymatidae
Source: the annotation of a GenBank genome assembly
AUGGAGACCGACCCCGAAGAGGAACGGUUCAGACUGGCGAAUUCUAACGUGCAGCCGUCCGUCGAUAUCUUACUUCAUCCUUUGGUUUUGGUGAACAUAUCUGAGCAUCACACACGCGUAAAGGCACAAAAUGUGAUUCCAAGUGAUCCAGUUGUGGGUGCGCUGAUUGGUCGACAGCACGGUCGCAUACUUGAAUUGACAAAUUCGUUUGAACUUCCGUACCACAUCAUCGACGAUCACGUGAUUAUUGACAGGGACUACUUCAAUACUAGGGUGUCACAGUAUAAAGAAGUUUUUACUGAUGACGAUUUUCUCGGUUGGUAUUUGACAGGGGAACGACCGUUGCCGUCAGACGUAUACAUACAUCGACAGUUCUUUCCGAUGAACGAAAGCCCGGUUUUGCUGAGGCUGAAUCCGAAUUGCAAGCCUUCGCAACAAUUGCCGAUCAAAAUAUACGAAUCGAUCCUGGAUGUCGUCGAUGGAGAGACAUGCAUGCAGUUCGUGGAAUUGAACUAUUCGCUGAUUACGGAGGAGGCUGAACGAAUCGGUAUUGAUCACCUGGCAAGGCUAUCGAUUUCAGACACCCCGCAGGUUUCCCUGGUAACUGAGCAUCUAAAUGCCCCUUACGGGGCCGUAAGGAUGUUAUGUUCCCGACUUCGCCUGUUGGUGGCCUAUAUGAAGGCCGUUGAAGCCGGUACCUUACAACGAAACUACGACAUACUGCGCGAAAUCGCUGGCCUCUACCAUUCAUUGCCUAUCUUCGGCGGUCCUAACUUACACCAUCAGCUGAAUGUCUUGUGUACGCUGGUACCGGAUUUUAAUCGUUAUCCGUUCGGAUAUCGGGGUGUUGAGGUACGCAAAGAUGAAUCGUUGAAGACCAUGGCGGCGCUGAAAAAUUCUCGCAGGUGGUUUCAUCCGAACAUCACGGGAGUCGACGCCGAGCAGCUGCUGAUGACCCGCGGUUUCGACGGUUCGUUCCUCGCACGACCGAGCAGGUCAAAAGCCGGGGCGUUCACGUUGUCAGUUCGCAGAAACGGCAAGGUGACGCACAUCAAGAUUCAGAACACCGGCGAUUUCUACGAUUUGUUCAGUGGCGAGAAGUUUGCCUCACUUGCCGAACUCGUUCAGUACUACAUGGAAAAUCCCGAUCAGCUGCGCGAAAAAAACGGCGACGUCAUCACAUUGAAGUUCCCUCUGAAUGCCACCGAUCCGACGAACGAACGGUGGUUCCAUGGAAACAUUUCCGGUGCAGAGGCGGAGAAGUUGUUGAUGGACCAAGGGCGAAACGGCAGUUUUCUUGUUCGGGAGAGUCAAAGCACUCUGGGUGACUAUGCAUUGUCAGUCAGACUCGAAGACCGCGUCACUCACAUCAUCAUUCGUUGCCAAAACGGAAAGUUUGACGUUGGUGGAGGAGACGAUUUUGAUUCGUUGGCCGAACUUGUUGACUACUACCGCCGAUCACCGAUGGUGGAAACGUGCGGCACCGUGGUGCACCUCAAAUACGUACGUAACAAUAAUUCGUAA